This is a messenger RNA of Hyaena hyaena (striped hyena), 3941 nucleotides long. It is a transcript of the gene ZRANB3, whose product is annotated as zinc finger RANBP2-type containing 3. Gene Ontology annotation, molecular function: ATP binding; ATP-dependent chromatin remodeler activity; endonuclease activity. NCBI's taxonomy places the organism in Eukaryota, Metazoa, Chordata, Mammalia, Carnivora, Hyaenidae. Gene Ontology annotation, cellular component: nuclear replication fork. The record is from RefSeq and is a predicted model, not a curated record. The transcript is spliced from 22 exons. Bases 387 to 3596 code for a protein of 1069 amino acids. Gene Ontology annotation, biological process: replication fork processing; DNA repair.
AGAUAUGGAGUGUGGGGCGGGGAACCAGUUGCAAGUCUGUGGCGAAUCCUUUUCGCCACUCUAACAGAAGAGGAAAGGCAGAGAACGGUAGUCAGAGGAGUUUUCUCAGAACGCCUUAGAGGUUUAGAUUCCUGGUAUUUGAACUUUCUUACUUUCAGUUUGUCCCUUUGAAGUCACUUCCGUUUUGGGGCGGACGCGAGCCAAACCUGUGGCGGGAGUUGGAGAUUCUGCAGCGAAUACACCAGAGAUUGAAUUGUUUUGGCACCCACGAAAAAUCAAGUAACCAUGAAUGUAAGAGUUUCUUUCUGGAAUCUCAAAUCUAUUCCACUGAUCUCUCUGUCAUCAAGCUAGUACUAACUACACUGUCUUUGGUAGCUUUGUGGAUCAUGGUGCCUAGAGUUCAUAAGAUAAAGAAGUCUGUUGCACCUCAGAAUUCUUGUUUGACAAAUGAGUCUUAUAAACAAUUGGAAUUUUUGCCAGACAAACUAAGAGCAAAGCUGCUUCCUUUCCAGAAAGAUGGGAUUGCUUUUGCCCUCAGAAGAGAUGGCAGGUGUAUGGUAGCUGAUGAAAUGGGUCUAGGAAAGACAAUCCAGGCAAUUGCAAUUGCUUACUUCUAUAAGGAAGAAUGGCCACUUUUAAUAGUGGUCCCUUCAUCUCUCAGAUACCCUUGGACAGAAGAAAUGGAGAAAUGGAUCCCAGAGCUAAGUCCAGAGGAUAUCAAUGUUAUUCAGAAUAAAACUGAUACUGGAAGAAUAUCGACAAGCAAAGUGACAGUUCUGGGUUAUGGUCUUUUAGCCACAGAUGCAGAGACUUUGAUAAGUGCACUGAAUAAUCAGAAUUUCCAGGUUGUUAUAGUGGAUGAAUCACACUACAUGAAGUCCAGGAAUGCAACCCGCAGCAAGAUUUUAUUGCCAAUAGUACAGACAGCCAAACGAGCCAUUCUUCUUACAGGAACUCCAGCUUUGGGAAGGCCUGAAGAGCUUUUCAUGCAGAUUGAAGCUCUCUUUCCACAAAAAUUUGGAACAUGGACCGAGUAUGCCAAAAGAUACUGUAAUGCCCAUAUGAGAUUUUUUGGUAAAAGGCCUCAGUGGGAUUGUAGAGGAGCAUCAAAUCUGAGUGAACUUCAUCACCUAUUAAGUGACAUAAUGAUCAGAAGAUUGAAGACUGACGUUUUAACCCAGCUGCCCCCUAAAGUCAGACAGCGUAUUCCCUUUGAUCUUCCAUCAGCAGCUGCCAAGGAAUUGAAUACCAGCUUUGAGGAGUGGGAAAAAUUAAUGAGAGCUCCAAAUUCAGGUGCCACUGAGACUGUCAUGGGAUUGAUUACUCGCAUGUUUAAACAAACUGCUAUUGCCAAGGCAGGUGCUGUAAAGGACUAUAUUAAGAUGAUGCUUCAGAAUGAUUCACUUAAAUUUCUGGUGUUUGCUCACCACUUAAGCAUGCUCCAAGCUUGCACAGAAGCAGUCAUAGAAAACAAGACACGCUACAUUAGGAUAGAUGGAAGUGUUCCGUCUUCAGAAAGAAUACAUCUAGUUAAUCAAUUUCAAAAAGAUCCUGAUACUCGCGUGGCUAUCCUAAGCAUUCAGGCUGCUGGCCAGGGUUUGACAUUUACUGCUGCAACUCAUGUUGUCUUUGCUGAGUUGUAUUGGGACCCUGGUCAUAUAAAACAAGCAGAAGACCGUGCUCACCGAAUUGGACAGUGCAGUUCUGUGAAUAUUCACUACCUUGUUGCGAAUGGGACUCUAGACACCCUUAUGUGGGGAAUGUUGAACCGAAAGACACAAGUUACAGGGAGCACACUGAAUGGUCGGAAGGAACAACUUCAGGCUGAGGAAGGUGAUAAGGAAAAAUGGGAUUUCCUGCAGUUUGCUGAAGCUUGGACUCCAAAUGAAAGUUGUGAAGAGCUCAGGAAUGAAAUUUUGUUCACUCAUUUUGAAAAAGAAAAACAGCAUGAUAUUCGAUCAUUCUUUUCACCAAAACCUAAGAAAAGGCAGUUGGUGGCCUCCUGCGAUGAACCAGGGAUAUUCCAGGAGAAAAAUACUGUUGUGCCAGCAAACCCUGGAAAGAUAGCCACAAGACAUAGCAUUGAUUAUGAAAGCAAUUUUGAACCUGAAGCUAAAAGAUUAAAGUCGGUUACCGACAAUGACCACCGCAGUGUCCCAGAGGAGAAGCCAUCCUGGCCCAGGCGAACCACGGCUCACGCCCAGGCAGCCACCCGACCCCUUCUUGGAAAAGGCUGGCAGUGUGGCCUCUGCACCUAUAUCAAUAACUCCGUGUUACCAUAUUGUGAAAUGUGUGAGAAUCCUCGAGGCGGUGCUGAUAGCCUCAGCAGUACUCAGGAUACAAACGAAAACGGGAAAGGUGAUCCUCCGAAAGAUACCUCCAGCAAAGCUGAGACUAGUUCUGACUGUGAAAAACAAGGCCUUGCCCCCUCAGAACCUAAACCAUUGGCUGAGAGCAAGGAAGAAAUAGCAAAAAUUGAGAGAGAGGAUGGACUCACACCCCAGCCAGGUGAUGAACAGUUGAAGAUUCCAGACAAUCUGCCAGUAUACGACACCUUAAUGUUCUGUGCAAGUAAGAAUACUGACCGGAUUCACCUCUAUACUAAGGAUGGAAACCAGAUGAACUGUAACUUCAUUCCUUUGGAUAUAAAAUUAGACCUUUGGGAAGAUUUACCAGCAAGCUUUCAGCUGAAACACAAUCGCUCCCUGAUUUUAAGGUUUGUUCGAGAAUGGAACAGUCUAACUGCCAUGAAGCAAAAGAUAAUCAGGAGAAGCGGGUGGCUGUUCUGUAGCCCAAUUCUUGCUUUGGAGGAGAUCACAAAGCAACAAACCAAACCACAUAGCACUAAAAGAUACAUCACCAAAGAAGAUGUUGCUGUAGCCUCACUGGACAAGGUGAAGAAUGAUGGGGGCCAUGUUCGUCUGAUCACAAAGGAGACCAGGCCACAGGACCCUUCUACAAAAAAGUUCCUUGAUGAUGGAGUAUGUGCCCCAUUUCUGAAUCCCUGCAUAACCCAAGCAGAUCUCACUGUGAAGCAUUCUGUAUCCAAAGGCUAUCUGCAAGCUGUGGAUAAUGCAGGAAAUCCACUUUGUCUUCUCUGUCAGCAACCUACUUGCCAAACUAAGCAAGAGUGUAAAGUGAACACUUGGGAGUCACGGUUUUGCUCUCUGAACUGUCAAGAAGAGUUUUGGAUUCGUUCUAAUAACAGUUACCUGCGAGCCAAAGUAUUUGAAAUUGAACACGGUGUGUGUCAGCUAUGUAACCUAAAUGCACAGGAACUCUUUCUCCGUCUGAGAGAUGCCCCCAAAAGUCAGAGGAAGACUCUUCUGGAUAUUACCUGGAUCUCAAAGCUCCCGUUAGAACAGCUUAAUGAAAUGAUAAGAAACCCAGGAGAAGGGCAUUUCUGGCAGGUGGACCACAUCACGCCAGUGUCCGGCGGCGGAGGACAGUGCUCCCUGGACAACCUGCAGACCCUCUGCACAGUUUGUCACAGAGAGAGAACUGCCAGACAAGCUAAGGAAAGAAGCCAGGGGAGAAGACAAUCUCUAGCAUCAAAGCAUGGAUCAGAUAUCACAAGAUUUUUGGUAAAGAAAUGAAGUAGAAAAGUUUUUCAAUGGAUGACAAAUGCUUUCUAGGUGGAGGUAUUUAACACAAAAAGUUUUGUCAUGUUUCUCAUUUAAAGAGUGAAAAAUUUCAGAGAAAAAAAUCAAGAAUUCAACUUUCCUUUUCAUAUUAUAUGCUUUUAGUGUUCACUACCUUCUGAAAAUAUGUAACACAAACUGAGAAACAAUAGUAAAUAUUUCUGUGGCCUUGAUUUCAUGCAGACUCUCAAUUAUGUUUCAGUAAGGUUUUGUUAAGCUUUCAUUUCUCCCUACAGUACCUUAAUCAUGGUAUUAUGCCUAGAUUAUAUUUGAAAAAUAUACUCUCAAUUACUUGAAAAA